Molecule: messenger RNA, 525 nt
Organism: Aedes albopictus (Asian tiger mosquito)
Lineage: Eukaryota; Metazoa; Arthropoda; Insecta; Diptera; Culicidae
Exons: 3
Coding region: 89-346 (85 amino acids)
Source: RefSeq, a predicted model, not a curated record
GGAUUGCUCACAGUGUAAGGCGAAGUGUUGACAUCUAGUGUGAUAUUAAAACAUUCUAAGACAUCGAUAGAUAAUUAAAUAAGGAACAAUGAAGCAACAAACAGUGUGUAUUUUACUAGCCCUCGUUCUGGUAUCAGCAGCGUAUACUGAUGCUUUGGUGUUUGUUUAUGCCAAAACCUGUGCCGCAUGCAAGGCAUAUGGAGCGAGGUCCUGCGGAUAUGGAUACAUUCACUCCAAGGGUUACGUUUCCUGUGAUGGUGCGAAUUCGAUUGCCAGCUGCAGUGACUGUCAGCGGCGGUUCGGAAGAUGUCGACAGAGUGCCAUCACCGAGUGCUACAUUGGAUGAGCUGUGUUAACGGUGGCGGUGGUGGUGGUGGAAGUGGCCCGACGUUAGACGCUAGAAGCAAUUACCUAUCUUUCGCAGAAGGCUUCGUUGUGCUUGGAGUUGUGGCGAGCAUGUGUGGCAUUGAUUGAUCCUGACGAAGAAUAAAUCGAAUUGCCCUUUCGGCCAAAGUUGAAAGUGAA